Molecule: messenger RNA, 1523 nt
Organism: Cebus imitator (Panamanian white-faced capuchin)
Lineage: Eukaryota; Metazoa; Chordata; Mammalia; Primates; Cebidae
Gene: CBLIF
Product: cobalamin binding intrinsic factor
Exons: 9
Coding region: 62-1315 (417 amino acids)
Biological process (GO): cobalamin transport
Molecular function (GO): cobalamin binding
Source: RefSeq, a predicted model, not a curated record
AGAAAUAUGCCACUUGCAAAUCACGGUACCUGUGGAUGAGAGACGUGGACACAAGAGUGAGAUGACCUGGUUUGCCGUCUACCUCCUGAGCCUUCUCUGGGCUGUGGCUGGGACGAGUACCCAGACCCGGAGUUCAUGCUACGUUCCCUCAGCACAGGAGCCGUUGGUCAAUGGCAUACAAGUCCUCAUGGAGAGCUCGGUGACUUCAUCAGCCUACCCAAACCCCAGCAUCCUGAUUGCCAUGAAUCUAGUCGGAGCCUACAGCUUGGAGGCCCAGAAGCUCCUGACUUACCAGCUCAUGUCCAGCAAUGCUGACGAUUUGAGCAUUGGGCAGCUUGGCCUCACCAUCAUGGCCCUCACCUCCUCCUGCCGAGACCCUGGGAAUAAAGUAUCCAUCCUACAAAGACAAAUGGAGAACUGGACACCUUCCAGCCCCAACGCUGAAGCAUCAACCUUCUAUGGGGCCAGUCUAGCGAUCUUGGCACUGUGCCAGAAGAACUCUGAAGCGACCCUACCAAUAGCUGUCCGCUUUGCCAAGACCCUGCUGGCCAAUUCCUCUCCCUUCAAUGUAGACACAGGAGCAAUGGCAACCCUGGCUCUGACAUGCAUGUACAACAAGAUCCCUGUAGGUUCAGAGGAAGGUUACAGAGCCCUGUUUGGUCAGGUGCUAAAGGAUAUUGUGGAGAAUAUCAGCAUGAGGAUCAAAGAUAAUGGCAUCAUUGGAGGCAUCUACAGUACUGGCCUCGCCAUGCAGGCCCUCUCUGUAACACCUGAGCCACCUACAAAGGAAUGGAACUGCAAGAAGACUAUGGAUGUGAUACUCGAUGAGAUUAAACAGGGGAAAUUCCACAACCCCAUGUCCAUUGCUCAAAUCCUCCCUUCCCUGAAAGGCAAGACAUACCUAGAUGUGCCCCAGGUCACUUGUAGCCCCGAUCAUGAGGUGCAACCAACUCUACCCAGCCCUCCUGGCCCUGUCCCCACCUCCACAUCUAACAUCACUGUCAAAUACACCAUAAACAACCAGCUGAGGGGCGUUGAGCUGCUCUUCAAUGAGACCAUCAACGUUAGUGUGAAAAGUGGUUCAGUGUUACUGACUGUCCUAGAAGAAGCACAGCGCAAAAAUCCUAUGUUCAAAUUUGAAACCACAAUGACAUCUUGGGGCCUUGUCGUCUCUUCUAUCAACAAUGUCGCUGAAAAUGUUAAUCACAAGACAUACUGGCAGUUCCUUAGCGGCGUAACACCUUUGGAUGAAGGGGUUGCUGACUACAUACCCUUCAACCACGAGCACAUCACAGCCAAUUUCACACAGUACUAAGGAAGAGGUGGGUUCAGCUUCUACCAAACAUCUCCAAAAGAUGGGUGAAAUUUUUUCCACUUCAUUUCAAAUCUAUGCAAAAAAGUGAAUGCCUGUGAUGCCACCAUAUUCCUGGUAAAAACAUGGAAAACCACUAUGUAAAAUAAAAAUGCAAAGUUCACUGGAGUGUCAACAUCUAUGACUCAUGAAAAUAAAAUUUCCAGCUUCU